AAAAUAACUGUAGGGGGAGACAGAUUCACUGCAUUUUAUCGUUAUUUCGAGUGAGUCACCAUGCCUGUGGAUAUCAAUGAAUGGACAGGUUCUCUGGCUCUCGCAGAGGUGGAGGAAAAACCAGCCAAACCUCUUAUUGUCAAAUACGGCUCUCUGGAAAUUGACGCUCUGGGGAAAGUGCUGACGCCCACUCAGGUGCAGAACUGCCCCACAUCAGUUGAGUGGGAGGGAUGUGACCCCAGCAAGCUGUACACCUUGGCCCUGACCGAUCCAGAUGCACCCAGCCGAAAAGACCCCAAAUUCCGGGAGUGGCACCAUUUCAUUGUUGUCAACAUAAAAGGAAACGACAUCUCCAGUGGAUGUGUUAUGUCUGACUAUGUUGGUUCAGGACCUCCAAAAGGAACAGGUCUCCAUCGAUACGUGUGGCUGGUUUACGAGCAGUCGGGCAGCAUGAACUGUACCGAACCAGUCCUCACCAAUCGCUCUGGAGACAACCGUGGGAAAUUCAAGAUACAAAGUUUCCGUAAGAAGUAUGGCCUCGGUGCUCCAAUUGCAGGGUCUUGCUAUCAAGCAGAGUGGGACGACUACGUCCCCAAACUUUACGAACAGCUGGCUGGCAAAUAGUGCCCAUUUAGAGCUCGACUUAGUUCAAUUUUGAUUUUGAAUGGAAUAAAGCUAAAAUCAAUGUGAUGAUGUGUAAUUCGUGCAUCUUCUGUAAAGACUGACAGCGCAAACAUAAUUUCAGUCAAUGCCUUCCUUUAUUUACUUUAAAUCACAAGAGGUGUUGGCCUGCCUUCAGUUUAAAAAUGCUGACAAGGAAGUUCUAAACUUCACACCUUUAAUUAUAGAUUCAGGUCUAACUUGUAUCUGGCUGCACCUUAAACUUUAUGUAUUUGUUAUCGUACGAGAAAAUAAAAUCAGACUUUGGAGAGAC
Molecule: messenger RNA, 934 nt
Organism: Triplophysa rosa
Lineage: Eukaryota; Metazoa; Chordata; Actinopteri; Cypriniformes; Nemacheilidae
Gene: pebp1
Product: phosphatidylethanolamine binding protein 1
Exons: 4
Coding region: 61-624 (187 amino acids)
Biological process (GO): negative regulation of MAPK cascade
Source: RefSeq, a predicted model, not a curated record